Messenger RNA from Alternaria triticimaculans, 1785 nucleotides. RefSeq lists its product as uncharacterized. Lineage: Eukaryota; Fungi; Ascomycota; Dothideomycetes; Pleosporales; Pleosporaceae. The transcript has 6 exons. Gene Ontology annotation, molecular function: [acyl-carrier-protein] S-malonyltransferase activity. Gene Ontology annotation, biological process: fatty acid biosynthetic process. Gene Ontology annotation, cellular component: mitochondrion. The coding region runs from base 1 to 1785 and encodes 594 amino acids. The record is from RefSeq and is a predicted model, not a curated record.
AUGCCAUACGACCUCAAAGGCAGGAAUGUACUUAUUACCGGUGGAUCGGCCGGCCUCGGCGAACUCCUCAGCACGACGUUUGCGAGUGAAGGCGCCAAUGUGGCGAUUAACUACUUCAACCGGAUUGAGCCGGCGCAGAAGGUGCAGAAGGCGUGUCAGGAGCAUGGGGUCAAGGCUGUUGUUAUCAAAGCGGAUAUGACGUCGACGGAUGAGGCGAGGAGAGCUAUUAAGGAGACGAUUGAACAGCUGGGAGGGCUGGAUAUUAUCAUCGCCAACGCAGGCUGGACACGCUUCUCCGAGUGGAAAGAUCUCGACUCCAUGAGCGAAGAAGAAUGGGAUAAGUGCUGGAGUGCAAACGUCAAGGUCCCCAAGGCACUGCUGUCUGAGGCGAGGAGUACGUUCGACGCAAAUCCAGAUGGUGGACUGAUGAUCACUACGGGCAGUAUUGCGGGUGUCAGCCAAGGCGGCUCCAGCAUGCCAUACGCCGUCACCAAAGCAGCCCAAUUCCAACUCGUCAAAUGCCUUGCCGCCACCGUCGGGCCCAAGAUUCGCGUCAAUACCGUUCUCCCAGGCUUACUGUUGACCGAAUGGGGCCUCAAGUAUAGCGAAGAGAAGAUCGAGCAGCUCAAGAAUGCUGCAGCGCUGAAGCAGGUCACUCGCAUGGAUGACUGUGCUUCGGCGUAUGUCAUGUUGGCGAAGAACACUAGCAUGACUGGCCAAGGCGUACAACGCGUGGGAAUGUGCACACCAUGGCUGCAAGCCUUCCCCAAGACCGCGAAACCCAUCCUCGAGGAGAUUGACGAGACCCUUCAACUCCCCCUUACGAAGACAAUCGAGUCCGGCACGAAUGCCGAGCUUACACGAACCGAGAACGCGCAACCGGCCAUUAUGGCAACCUCGAUCCUGAUACUGCGGAUACUGGAGAAGGAGUUUGGCUUCAAGACCAGCGAGCGCGUCGACAUCACACUGGGCCAUUCGCUCGGCGAAUUCGCAGCUUUAGUAGCAGGCGGCUACCUCACCUUCCACGACGCCCUAAAGAUGGUCCGGCGCCGAGCCGAAGUAAUGAGCAAAUGCAGCCAAGAAGCCGUCGCAGAAGAAGGCGGCGAGUUCGGCAUGGUGGCCCUCGUCUGCGAAUCCGAAGAGCACAUGCAGUCCCUCAUCAACGGCAUCCACGAGUUCCUCGCCCUAGGCUCCAAAGCCGAUUCCCACGACCACCUCCCCGCCGUCCAGCAAGUCGCCAUUGCAAACCUCAAUUCGAAGAACCAGAUUGUUCUGAGUGGCAGUAUAACACGCAUCAGCACGCUCCUUACCAACCUGCGCCAAUUCGGCGGCCACGACCCGAGACAUGUACGACUUAAAUCCGACGCUCCCUUCCAUAGCCUCCUCAUGAAACCCGCGGCCGAGACCAUGAAACGCAUCCUGCACAAACCCACCGAAGAUGGCCGCGAUAUCAUAACAUGGCCCGGCAUCAUGCCCUGCAUCUCAAACGUGUCCGGUAAACCCUUCCAGGAUAAAGAGCAGUUGAAAGACUUGCUAGCGCGGAGUUGUGUGGAGACGGUGCAGUGGUGGAAGAGCGUUAAGUAUCUUCAUGAACAAGAGAAGAUUAUGCGGUAUGUGGGUAUUGGACCGGGGAAGGUGGGCAGGAAUCUGGUGGGGAAGGAGGUGGGUAUGAAGGGAGCUGUUAAGGGCGGUGGGGUUUGGGGGAUUACGAGUCCGAAGGAGAUGGAGGAGGUGGUUAGGGCGUUGGAUGAUACGGAGGAUGUGGAUGGGAUUGAGGUGGAGUGA